CAACCUCUCCACGUUACAGCUUCUCCUACUUGUCCCCCCACCCCCUUUUUCUUUUAUAAACUCCUCCUUCCCUUCUUCAUCUUCUUCCUAAUUGCCAAUAUUCCUCUCUCAUCUUAUUGCACCACAUAGUACUUACUAAAAAUACCCAUAAACAUUACAUAAUGUGUAGCUCCAAGGCUAAGACAUGCCCGCCGGCUGUUGAUGUCAACCCCGUCGUUGAUGGCCGUCCUGUCCUCCAGCCAACUUGUAACCGAGUUCCGACCUUGGAACAAUGUAAUUCACUGAUCAAAAAGGUCUCCCCAAAGUCUCCUCCGCCACCACCACCGCCGCUGCCAUCUUCGGCAACUCUUACCACCACUACUAGUACCAUUAGACGAACUAGAAUAGCCAAGGCUUCAUCAUCUUCAUCAUCAUCUCCUCCCAUCUCUCCCAAUUCCAAGUCUCCUAGACCCCCCGCGCUGAAGAGAGGGAAUGAUCCAAAUGGACUAAAUUCAAGCGUUGACAAGGCAUCAACUACACCUCCAAGUGCGUCCAAGCCUCCAACUUUAGAGAGGAAGAAGUCAAAGAAAUUCUCCGCUGUUGGUGCGGUUGCACCACCUUCUUCUAUUGAGUCUGCUUCUUCGUUGAGUAAUUAUCCUUCUUCUUUGCUCAUCGAAGCUCCCGGAAGCAUAGCAGCGGCACGAAGGGAGCAAGUGACACUCCAACAAGCCCAGAGAAAAAUGAAAAUUGCUCAUUAUGGAAGAUCAAAGUCAGCCAAGUUUGAAGGCAAGGUGGGAAACUUUGAUUCUUCUCCAAAUACUGCUACAACUGCUCGAGAGGAGAAGAGAUGUAGCUUCAUCACUCCCAAUUCAGAUCCUCUUUAUGUCGUUUACCAUGAUGAGGAAUGGGGAGUUCCUGUUCAUGACGACAAGUUUCUGUUUGAACUACUAGUAUUAAGUGGUGCUCAAGUUGGAACAGAUUGGACUUCAAUCUUGAAGAAACGCCAAGAUUUCAGGGAUGCCUUUGCAGGAUUUGAUGCAGAGACUGUCGCCAAUUUCACUCAAGGACAGAUGACAUCCAUCACUGCUGAUUACGGUAUUGAUUUGAGCCGAGUUCGAGGGGUUGUCGACAACGCUAACCGUAUUCUAGAGGUCAGAAGGGAUUUUGGGUCGUUGGAUAAGUAUUUCUGGGGAUUCAUCAACCAUAAGCCCAUCGCUACCCAAUACAAAUCAUGCCUCAAGAUCCCCGUGAAGACGUCGAAAUCAGAGAGCAUCAGCAAAGACAUGGUUAGGAGGGGUUUCAGGUCUGUUGGCUCGACCGUCAUCCACUCUUUCAUGCAAGCCGCUGGUCUUACCAAUGACCACUUGAUCACCUGUCCACGUCACCUCCAAUGCACGGCAUUAGCAUCCAACCGGGCCACCGUGGCCCCAGCUCUAUAGAAUCAAAUGACAUAUUAAUUACUUAACAACAGGAAAGCCCAUCAGCUAGCCCAUGACCCAUAACUCAUAAUGUGUGCUAAGCUCCAUCCUAUUAUAUAUUAGCUGAUUUUCUAACUAUAUUUUAGUUUCAAUGGCCCUCGAAUGUAUAGUAUUACAGGAGAUAAAGGAAAACCCAAAAGAGAGGGAGGGAGAGUUUUGCGACUUUGAGAAUUGUGUGGAUGCUGUGAGAUUUUUUUUUAAAUGACAGCGAUGGUUUGGGGAAUGUGGAUGGAUAAAGGGGGUGAUGAUUAGAAGAGAGAAUUAAGAAAUAAAAAGGAUGGAGUUUGCUGUGGUGGGGAAGACAGACACCAUGUGCAUAUGGCAGGCAUGGCAUGUGUUGGGUGUCAGAGGCUUUCAUUCCCUGUGAGCUGUGACUCUGACCACCUUUCAUUAUUCCCCUCCUUUGUAGAGAGAGAGAGAGAGAGAGAGAGAGAGAAGGGGGGUAAUAUCGGUAGCCAGUGUAGGGACAUCCUUCUCUUGUAUUCCACUACUCAAUGCAGAUUUCCUAAUUACAUGUUUAGGAUUUGCAAAUUACAGGGGAGGAGAUAGAAAUACUAAUCAGAAAUUACCCCCACCCCCAUGUAAUAAUGUACCAUGGAUUUGGUGUGGAUUUAAUUUCUUAAUAUUUGUUGGUGAGAAUUGUUUGUAAGAUUGGCAUAUGGGUUCUGUACCGUUUGGUUACCUGAUAUACUUUUUAAAUGUUAACAGCUUAUUAAGAUAGGUAUCUUGUCCAGUUGUCCCA
Messenger RNA from Macadamia integrifolia, 2199 nucleotides. RefSeq lists its product as uncharacterized. Bases 162 to 1418 code for a protein of 418 amino acids. Gene Ontology annotation, biological process: base-excision repair. Gene Ontology annotation, molecular function: DNA-3-methyladenine glycosylase activity. The transcript has 5 exons. The record is from RefSeq and is a predicted model, not a curated record. NCBI's taxonomy places the organism in Eukaryota, Viridiplantae, Streptophyta, Magnoliopsida, Proteales, Proteaceae.